Molecule: messenger RNA, 4121 nt
Organism: Sinocyclocheilus anshuiensis
Lineage: Eukaryota; Metazoa; Chordata; Actinopteri; Cypriniformes; Cyprinidae
Product: leucine-rich repeat transmembrane protein FLRT2-like
Exons: 2
Coding region: 885-2873 (662 amino acids)
Molecular function (GO): protein binding
Source: RefSeq, a predicted model, not a curated record
CAGAGAGAGAGAGGUGCAGUGAACAGAUCAUUGCCAGCGCAGUUUUCCUCUGUAAACAUCUCUCGGAGAUAAAUCGGCAAACUCUUGUGUUUCGCUUUCACGAAGUAUGAUGAUAUGAUACGCAGCGACGUGGAUGUUUUUGGGGCUUUUUUUUCGCGGAGUUUACCGACUCCUUGAAAAAGUGGAUUUUGCAAAUGUGAAGGUAAAUUAAAGGUUUAAAGGAGGGUUCAGCCGCUAAGAGAGGAUCGGAGGGAGUCGCUUCGGUAAAAAGUAGUGAGCGCGGACACUGAGCUCUCCAAACGGGAGUCAGUAUGCUGUCCGGAGGAGCCGCGGGCGGAGAGGAGCUCGGGACCGAUUCGGUUGAACAGCAUGUUAUGGGAAUGGCGUUGGAUCUGUGCGUCGAGUCUAUUCCACCGAGCGCAUGAAGAACAAGAAGAGAGGGACAAAUGUUCAGUGUGCUUUGGGUAUACGGAUUAAAUCAUGUUUGAUAAGGUCUCUGGACCCAAAUGUCACAUCUUCUGGAAACAGCUUGGGCUGAGGCCCAUCAGCACUUGACAGCAGGCUGGGAGGUGGACGGUGUGGCUCAGUGCUUCAGCACUCUCUCAGUCACACCCUGCUUGGGCCCUACAGUGAGCGAGAGCAGUUCUGCAAUGAUCUGAUUCCUCAGCAUGUAUAGCUUAAGUGAGAGAACCCAUGCACUCUAAUGAGACCACCUCUCCAGACAAGGGCUAGAAAUUACUCAAAUUCCUGGUUUAUCUGCGACCUGCAUGUUAAAAUAAUAUUUUAGAGGACUUAAUUUUGCUGGAUUUGUUACAUUUCCUUUUUACUCCCUCCAACCACUGAUUUUGUCUUGCAAUUUCCUUUCCCUCCCUUUAUUUCUCAUUAUGGAGUUUCAAGCCGGAUUUUGGAAUAACGAUUGUACUUCAUUUUUUCGCUUUUGGUUGACAGUGUUGUUGAGCUUGCAUGUGCAGUUCAGUCCUGUCUCCUCUUGUCCCAAUGAGUGCCGCUGUGAUAGAACAUUUGUUUACUGUAAUGAGAGGAGCCUGAUGUCUGUGCCUCUGGGGGUGCAAGAGGGAUAUAAAACCCUCUUCCUCCACAACAAUCAGAUCAACAAUGCCGGCUUUCCAUUGGAGCUACACAAUGUUGCCUCUGUAGAAACUGUUUACCUAUAUGGAAAUCAGCUGGAUGAAUUUCCCCUCAACCUUCCCAGGAAUGUUCGAGUACUGCACCUCCAGGAAAACAACAUCCAGACAAUAUCCAGGGCAGCACUUGCCCAACUACCCAUGCUGGAGGAACUCCAUCUGGAUGACAACUCCAUCUCAACCGUAGGGGUAGAGGAGGGGGCUUUCAGGGAGGCUGUCAGCCUCAAGCUUCUUUUCCUUACCAAAAACCACCUGAGCAGCAUUCCUAUUGGAUUACCGGCAGAUCUCAAGGAGCUGCGUUUGGAUGAGAAUCGCAUUGCCGACAUUGAUGAGGAUGCCUUCCAGAAUGUCACCACCCUGCAGCGACUUUUGCUGGAUGGGAACUUGCUUGAAGAUGAUGCCAUCGCUCCUGGAACCUUCCAGGACCUGGUCAACCUUAAAGAACUGUCCCUGGCACGAAACUCCCUCACUACUCCACCACCAUUGCUCCCUGGUGCAUCCCUGACCAAGCUCAAUCUGCAGGAAAACCAGAUGGACACCAUUAAAGUGACAGCCUUCAAUGGGCUUAGUAAACUGGAGAAGUUAGAUAUCUCCAGCAACCAGCUUCAGUUUCUUGCACCGGGUGUCUUUGAUGGCUUGAGAAACCUGAGGCACCUUAAUGCAAGAAACAACCUCUGGUGUUGUGAUUGCAGCAUUAAGUGGGUCAUUGCAUGGCUCAGGUCUCUGCCAUCUGUGAUAAAUGUCCGCGGCUUCACAUGCCAGAGUCCAGAAAGAGUGCGUGGCAUGGUAAUUCGAGAACUCACCUUAGAUGCCAUUGACUGCCCAGCAGGCACCGUGCUGCAUCCCUGGCCAACCCAUUCAUAUCCAUCUACAUUGCCACCCCGCAGAACCAACACCAUCACCACGACCACCUCCAGAACCACCCACUUCACUACCAUUUCACCCUCUGCUUUUUACCCCGCCUCUGCCAACCCCACACCCCCAGUUCCACAUUUCCCUCCCGGUCCCCUGCCUCCUUACGAAGACCCCUUAAAAAUCUCCUUUCAUGUAGUUAAUUCUACCUGCAUUGAUGUGAGCUGGGAGUCUUACUUCACUGUGACGGCUUACAAAGUGACUUGGGUCAAGAUGGGGCAGAGUUUGAUGAGUGACAUCACUCGAGAAAGAACAGUCCCGGGAUACCAACGAAGGCUUAGCCUGUCAAAUUUAGAACCCAGGUCUAUCUACCGCAUCUGCGUGUAUGUUCUGGAUACUCUUAACACGUACAGACCAGGCGAGGAUACUAUCUGUUCUGAGGCUAAGACCAAAUCCACAUCCACGUACUCUGAAUCUGAGCAGGCUGCCCAGCAAGACAACACCUCCACACUCCUAUUGGCUGGAGUGAUAGGUGGGGCUGCAUUGGUGGUCUUGGUGACACUUCUAAGCUUGUUUUGCUGGCACAUGCACAAGAAAAGCAGGUCGUCAUCAUCCAAAUGGAAAUACAAUCGCGGCAGGAGAAAAGAUGACUAUUGCGAGGCCGGCACCAAAAAGGAUAACUCCAUCCUGGAAAUGACUGAAACGAGCUUUCAGAUAGUGUCACUAAACAAUGAGCAGCUUUUAAAAGGGGACUUCAAAAUUCAGCCCAUCUACACACCUAAUGGAGGGAUUGGCCUCAGAGACUGUCACCUUAGUAAUAACAGCAUAGCUUACUGCAAGAGCAGUAAUGUUCCCAGUGUGGACUUCUGCCACACAUGAUGCUUUUUGACGGAUGCUACAACCAUUUGUUCAAAAAAAAUGCAGUUCAAUAUACUGUAAAAUACACAUAUGUAUUAUAUAUAUAUAUUUCCAGGUGCAGUCAACAUGGUAAUUGAUACUGUGGACAAGUAUGUGGAAUUCUGCUAUAUUUUCUAUUCUUAGUAAAUAUGAAAUGGUUUUGUAAUAUGUGAGGCUCAAAGUGGUUUUGCUCAAGGACGCUGUAGAUGUUUUGUAUUAUCGAAGCACGUUGGCUACCUGCUGCAAGUGCAGUCCACAGGUUUUGCCUCUCAACCACUUUAAGAUCUUGAAAACGUUGCUAACCACACAACCAAAAUAUGCCCUGUGUGCUGAAAUACAGCUACCCCUUCACACAACAGUAGUUAAGAUAACACAGUGGUCAGGAAACCAAAACACCGCUGAUUAAGCUGCAGUAGAAAAAAGGAGCCGAGUUUUUCUUUCAUUCUUUUCUGUUUUUUUGGGGGGGGCGGGGGGGAUUGAAGUGCACUUUCCUAAUGCAGCAGAGAGCAUGAGCAUUCAUUCAGGAAAUUAGCUUUUGUGGAAAUCACAUUUGAAGGGAAAAGGGACCCCUCUUCACCACUCUGCAGUUCUCACAAGGAGAAGCCUACGUCAGUGAAUGCGGUAGGGAAAUGGUUAGAAGGGUUCCUGUGCAAGCAUUUUCCAGUGAAUAUUUCUGUAUCAUUUUGGCCACCAGGGGGCAGCUUGUCUCAGUAAAUUCAGAGGAUAGCGGCUCAAAUUGACCACAGACACUCUAGCAUGUUAAAAUUCUGACUUUUAUGGGAAUAGCUUUUUUGCUAGAGCCUUAUUUUCAAGUAAUUAGCAGCCUAAACAUUAAAUGAGGUAAUAUAAUAGCUAAACCCCUGUGGUAAACUAUUAAUAUCCUGAGGGAGCUCUGUAAUCUCCUUCAUAUUUCUUUAAUUAUAAAUUGUAAAACAUAAGAAAACAAUGAAAACUUCAACUUUAAGUCUGUAUUUGCCUUUUAUAUACUUAAAUUGCCCUUUCUGAACAUGUUUUAUGAUUUACAAAUUAGGCCAGGGUUUUACACAGAGCUCCACCUCUCAAUCUGUUUCUGUGCUCUCAUAUGAAUGUGAUCAGGAACAGUCCACAGGCGACAUCCACAUAAUUGUCUAGCUUUUCUUUUACUGACCAAAACCCUUUUUAAUCAUGCAUCACAUCAGGUGGGAUGAUGAAUGGACAUUUAAACAAAAGCCCUCUUUUCACAGAGAAGAA